This is a messenger RNA of Phialemonium atrogriseum, 3210 nucleotides long. RefSeq lists its product as uncharacterized. The coding region runs from base 1 to 3210 and encodes 1069 amino acids. Gene Ontology annotation, molecular function: translation initiation factor activity; mRNA binding. The transcript has 3 exons. Lineage: Eukaryota; Fungi; Ascomycota; Sordariomycetes; Cephalothecales; Cephalothecaceae. The record is from RefSeq and is a predicted model, not a curated record. Gene Ontology annotation, biological process: translation reinitiation; formation of cytoplasmic translation initiation complex. Gene Ontology annotation, cellular component: eukaryotic translation initiation factor 3 complex, eIF3e; multi-eIF complex; eukaryotic translation initiation factor 3 complex, eIF3m.
AUGCCUCCUCCGCCGCAUCAAAAGCCGGAAAAUGUGCUGAAGCGCGCCAACGAGCUGAUCGGCGUCAAUCAGGCGCCGGCGGCCUUGACCUUGCUGCAUGAGCACAUCACAUCCAAACGAUCCCGCAAUGUCCCGAUCGCGUCGUUGGAGCCUGUCAUGCUCCUCUUGGUUGAGCUGUCAGUUGAGCAGAAGAAGGGAAAGCUGGCCAAGGACGCUCUGUACCAGUACAAGAACAUCGCGCAGAAUACCAAUGUUGCGACUAUUGAGCUGGUCUUGAAAAAAUUCAUCGAGUUGGCUGCUGGGAAGGUCACAACUGCCCAGCAGAAGGCGGACGAAGUACAGUCAAGUAUCGAAGCGACCGCGACCACCAGCGUCGAUGACCUCGAAGCAAGCGAGACCCCGGAAUCCAUCCUUCUCGCCACUGUGUCUGGCGAGCAGUCUCGGGAUCGCACCGACCGGGCCAUCGUCACUCCCUGGUUGAAGUUCCUCUGGGAGGCGUACCGCACCGUCCUGGAUAUCCUACGAAACAAUGCUCGGCUCGAGAUUCUCUACCAGAGCACUGCUAUGCAGGCCUUUGACUUCUGCCUCAAGUACACUCGCAAGACCGAGUUCCGCAGGCUCUGCGAGCUUCUCCGCAACCAUGUGCAGACCGCGGCCAAGUAUUCGGCUCAGAUGCACGCCAUUAACCUCAAUGACCCGGAUACCUUGCAGCGCCACCUGGAAACCCGUUUCCAGCAGCUCAAUGUUGCCGUCGAGUUGGAGCUCUGGCAGGAAGCCUUCCGCAGUGUGGAGGAUAUCCACACCCUGCUGAACCUCAGCAAGCGCCCUGCAAAGAACAUCAUGAUGGCCAACUACUAUGAGAAGCUCACCCGCAUCUUCCUUGUCGGCGAGAACUACCUCUUCCACGCCGCUGCUUGGGCCAGGUAUUACAACCUGCUUCGACAGUCCGCUGCCCUGGUGGCGGCCGGACAGAGCAAGAAGUCUGACAACCCCCCAAUCACCGAGGCAGACCUUCAAAAGGCCGCCUCUUUUGUCCUUCUGUCGACUCUCUCCAUCCCGGUCAUCAGCACUAGCCGAUCCCGGGGUGCCAUGAUCGACUUUGAUGAGGCUCGGAAGAAUAAGAACUCCCGCCUCACCCACCUGUUGGGCAUGUCGCAGGCGCCGACUCGUGCUACCCUUUUCCGAGAUGCUCUCUCCAAAUCUCUUCUCCGACGGGCCCAUCCUGAGAUUCGCGACCUCUACAACAUCCUCGAGGUUGACUUCCACCCUCUCUCGAUUUGUCAGAAGAUUUCGCCCAUCUUGUCCCAGAUCGGUGCAGAUGAGGAGAUGCAAAAGUACAUCCUGCCUUUGCAACAGGUUAUCCUGACACGCCUGUUCCAGCAGCUCUCCCAAGUAUAUGAGACUGUUGACUUGGAAUUCGUCGAGAGCCUUGCGAAGUUCCCCGAACCUUUCCAGGUCACCCGUGGCACGAUCGAGAAGUUCAUCAUGAACGGCAACAAGAAGGGCGAUCUUUCCAUUCGUAUGGACCACGCCACAGGCGUGCUGAGUUUCGAUGCCGACGUCUUCUCUUCGGCCAAGGCCGUUCACACCGGAUCCGCCGCGGGUUCUGCCGAGAGCGAGGCUGGAUCAGUCCAGCGCUUGCAGAGCACUCCGUCCGAGAUCGUGCGCUCGCAGCUUACUCGUCUGGCAAAGUCGCUCUACACUACGUGCUACUACAUCGACCCAUCCUUCAACGAGAUUCGAAUCAAGGCCCGUGACGCUGCCCUCGUCCGUGCCAAGGCCGGGUCAGAAAAGGAGCACCACGACAUCCUUGCACGCAAGGAAGUCAUCCAGAAGCGCAAGGAGAAGGCAUCGGAACUGCAGGCACAGAGGGAGAAGGAAAACGCUAAGCGCAAGAUCCUCCAGGAACAGGCCCUCCAGCAGGCCGAGGCCAACCGGGUGCUUGAAGAACAGAGGAUUCGCGAACAGAAGCGCCUUGCCAACGAGCGGGAGCAGAUCCGAAAGGCCGAGAUCGAGACCAUGAUCAAGGAAUUGAAGCUCAGCCCCAACGCCAUCGAUCUCUCCGGCCAGGACCUCAGCAACCUGGACAGCAACCAGAUCCGCCUGAUCAAAUUGCAGCAGCUCGAGAGGGAGAAGAACAGCAUUGCCGAGAAACUCCGCAUCACUGGCAAGCGAAUCGACCAUCUCGAACGGGCCUUCCGAAAAGAAGAGGCCAAGAAGUUACCCGAAGAUUAUGCCCAGCAGCGCAAGCUUGAUCUUACUGCCUAUCAGCUGAUCACGGAGCAGACUCUCAAGGAGUCUAAGCAGAAGCACAAGGAGAGCGUCGAGCUCAAGCACCGCCUGAGCCGUCUGACACCGUUCUACGACUCCUUCCGCUCCAAUCUCCAUGAGCGGCGACGUGACGAAUUUGAGAAGCGCCGCCGAGACGCCGAGAGAGAGUUGGAGAAGCAGGUCGCUGCCCGCCGGAAGGAGUUCCGGGAGAAGAAGUUGCGAGAGAAGAGAGAGCGGGAAGAGCAGGAGCGCGCGCUCAGGGAGGCUGAGGAACGCGCCGAGAGAGAGAAGGAAGAGCAGAGGCUGCGGGAAGAGGCCAGGAAAGAGGAGAUGGCCAAGCUUCGGGAGGAGAAGGAGAAGGAGCGCGAGAAAAACAGGGAGAUUAUCGCCCGGCAACAGCAGCGCGAGGAAGAGGCCAUGGCAAGACGCAAGGCCGAGAAGGCUGCUGCCGCUGCCGCUCCUCCGUCGAGAGCCGAGAUUCCACUCGAGCGUACCGAAGCGUCUGGUCCGCCCCGUCUGCAGCUUGCCGGCGGCAGGCCAAGCUGGCGGGACCGGAAUGCCUCCGGUGCAGGCCCGGCUGACGCAGCACCUGCAGCACCUCCCGUUCGGACUGCUUCGCCCAUGGAACGGACCGACUCGAACGAUCGGCCGUCCGGCCCGCCUCGCCUCAACCUGGCCGGUGGCAACAAGCCUACCUGGCGAGAGCGCCAAAUGGCGAAGGGCGCUUCUGGUGAGGAGGCCGCUCCGGAGCGGAACGGACCUCCUCUUCGAUCGUUUUCGGGCCGGGGUGUCCCUAUGGACCGGGCUGCUGGUUCGGGCAGGGGAGAAAACGGCAGGGAUGCCUCUCCUGCGCCCCCUGCGGAGCCGCUGAAGCCAUCCGGCGCGCCUGGCAAGUACGUGCCUAAGUUCAGACGUGGCGGGGAUGCUGGUGGCAGCUAG